Molecule: messenger RNA, 1700 nt
Organism: Xylaria bambusicola
Lineage: Eukaryota; Fungi; Ascomycota; Sordariomycetes; Xylariales; Xylariaceae
Product: Thiolase, N-terminal domain-containing protein
Exons: 1
Coding region: 177-1436 (419 amino acids)
Biological process (GO): phenylacetate catabolic process; fatty acid beta-oxidation
Cellular component (GO): peroxisome
Molecular function (GO): acetyl-CoA C-acyltransferase activity
Source: RefSeq, a predicted model, not a curated record
CUUCGGUACAAUUCCUUUCCAGGGGCUUCGUUUACUCCCCUCCUCUCCUCAAGUCGAUAUAACGACGUUCUACGUCUGAUCCGCGAGGAGACAAUCGACUGUCGUUAGCUACCUGUUACUUCUCUGAUGAUACACUCCCACCCGAACCGGAAACCAAGAAGAACGAAUAAGCGAUCAUGGCGAGCAUUCCCAAGGGCCUCAAGGCCGUCCUAUCCAAAGCGCCCACAGACACCGUGAUCCUCUCCUCGCUCCGCACCCCGAUCUGCCGGGCCUACAAAGGCCAACUCAGAGACGCCUUUCCCGAAGAGCUGCUCUCGGUCGUCCUCAAAGCCACGUUGGAUGCAAACCCGAAUCUCAAUCCCUCCGAGAUCGAAGACGUCGCCGUCGGCGUCGUCCUCUCCGAAUUAGGCGGGAGUAAAGCAGGCCGCAUGGCGAUGAACCACGUCGGCUACCCCACCUCCACAUCCUUCUACACCGUGAACCGCGCCUGCAGCAGUUCGCUACAGUCCAUCGCGGGUGUAUCUGCGCAAAUCGCCACGGGGAUGAUCUCCGUGGGCAUCGGGGCCGGCACAGAGCACAUGACGCGGAACUAUGGGAGUCGCGCGAUACCGACGGAUCUAUGGCCCGCGCUCCGGCAUAGCGAGAACAGACACGCACGGGAUUGCAUCAUGCCGAUGGGGGAAACGAGCGAGAACGUCGCGAAAAGGAAGGGCGUGUCGCGCGCCGACCAAGACGCCUUCGCCCUGGAAUCGCAUUUGCGCGCCGCGCGGGCCCGGGAAUCAGGGGCCUUCGACGCGGAGAUCGUGCCAGUGCACACGCGCUUCGAACCAGUCGACGCAUCGGGCGCAAAGACGGGGGAGCAGAAUCCCAUCGUAGUGAGCUCCGACGACGGGAUCCGGGCCAACGUGACGCUGGAAGCGCUAGCCAAGCUGAAGCCAGCGUUCGCAAAAGACGGGACGAGCACGGCGGGGAACUCGUCCCAGGUGUCGGACGGCGCGGCCGCGACGCUCCUGAUGCGUCGCAGCACGGCCACCGCGCUCGGACUGGGAGGUAGUAUACUGGGGAAAUUCGUGGGCGCGAAGACGGUGGGCUGCGACCCCGACGAGAUGGGCGUCGGGCCCGCGAUCGCGAUCCCCGCGCUGUUGAAAUCUCUCGGGUUGGAGAAGAGCGAGGUCGAUAGGUGGGAGAUCAACGAGGCGUUUGCGAGUCAGGCGAUUUAUUGCCUGAGGGAAUUAGGCCUUGAAGAGGAUUGGGUUAAGGGCAAGGUUAAUCCUGAUGGGGGCGCGAUUGCACUUGGGCAUCCCCUUGGUGCGACUGGUGCGAGGAUGACGAGUACGCUUUUGCAUGGGCUUGGACGCACGGGGGGGCAGGUGGGUGUUGUGAGUAUGUGCGUUGGCACCGGGAUGGGGAUGGCGGGUUUGUUUGUUAGGGAAUAGGGGUGUGUGGUUACGUUAAUAGUUAUGAUGAAAUGAUGAAACGGAUACCCUCCGGUUACGCGAUCUUGUGGUGUCUUGUCUUGUGAGGUGAGAAUAUCUAUCAUAUGCUAAGAACGACUGUGUUUUAUUCCACCUAUCUAGCAGGAUCGUGAGGUAGGUGCUCUAAAGUUAUUGUCUUUUUAUUGUUCAAUCAUAUGUCUUAAGAUAGAGUACCUAAAAAACUUCGAGCAAUAUUCAUUUUGCGUAGUUAGCAUACUCUGGCUA